AUGAGUAGAUUUCCAUAUUCAAGUGCCCCUUUAAGGACGGUGCAAGAAGUUCAAUUUGGUCUAUUUUCUCCUGAAGAAUCGAGAGCCAUUUCAGUGGCUAAAAUUGAGUACCCAGAAAUAAUGGAUCCAGUUACGAUGAAGCCAAGGGAAGGUGGUCUAAAUGACCCAAGACUUGGCUCGAUCGACAGAAAUUUCAGAUGCCAAACAUGCUCAGAAGACAUGCAAGAAUGUCCGGGUCAUUUUGGCCACAUAGAAUUGGCUAGACCAGUUUUCCACAUCGGAUUUUUAGCAAAAAUCAAGAAAUUAUGUGAAUGUGUAUGUAUGAAUUGUGGUAAAAUCUUACUUGAUGAGCAGACCAACCUGCAGUUCGCAUCUGCAGUUAAAAUUAGAGACCCAAAGAAAAGAUUCAAUGCAGUAUGGACCCUUUGUAAAACCAAAAUGGUUUGUGACGUCGAUCCACCUUUAGAAGAAGAUGAAGACAGCGAAGAGCCACAAUAUAGAAGAGGUGGUUGUGGUAGCGUACAACCAUCCAUCAGGAAAGACGGGCUAAAACUUUGGGGUACUUGGAAACGUUCGAGUAUGGACGAUGAUACGGAAAACUUAGAGAGAAGACAAAUCAAUGCGUCGGAUAUCUUGAACGUUUUCAGGCACAUUUCACCUGAAGAUUGUAUAAAAUUGGGUUUCAAUGAAGAGUGGGCAAGGCCAGAAUGGAUGGUUUUAACUGUUUUACCUGUUCCGCCUCCCCCUGUUAGACCUUCUGUGGCCUUUACUGACUCGAAGAGAUCGGAGGAUGAUUUAACAUACAAGUUGGCAGAUAUUUUGAAAGCAAAUAUCAAUGUUCAGAAGUUUGAAAUGGACGGUUCUCCUCAGCAUGUUAUUAGCGAAUUUGAAGCUUUGCUUCAAUAUCACGUUGCAACAUAUAUGGAUAACGACAUUGCAGGUCAACCCCAGGCUUUGCAGAAGAGCGGAAGACCGAUUAAAUCUAUUAGAGCUCGUUUAAAGGGUAAAGAAGGGCGUCUUAGAGGUAACUUAAUGGGUAAGAGAGUUGAUUUCUCUGCCAGAACAGUUAUUUCUGGUGACCCUAAUCUUGAAUUAGAUCAAGUGGGUGUUCCAAGAUCUAUUGCUAAGACUUUAACAUACCCAGAAAUUGUCACACCAUAUAAUAUUCAAGCUUUGACAGAAAUGGUAAGAAACGGCCCAAAUGAGCAUCCGGGAGCGAAGUAUGUCAUCAGGGAAAAUGGUGAUAGAAUUGAUUUAAGAUUCAACAAAAGAGCAGGUGACAUCCAGCUCCAGUAUGGAUGGAAGGUUGAACGUCAUUUGAUGGAUAAUGAUCCGGUCUUAUUCAACCGUCAGCCUUCUUUACAUAAAAUGUCUAUGAUGUGUCAUAGAGUGAGAGUUAUGCCGUACUCGACAUUCCGAAUGAAUUUAUCUGUCACAUCACCUUAUAAUGCAGAUUUCGAUGGUGAUGAAAUGAAUUUACAUGUCCCUCAGUCGUAUGAAACGAGAGCUGAAUUAUCUGAAUUGUGUGCUGUUCCCCUACAAAUCAUUUCUCCGCAAUCUAACAAACCAGUGAUGGGUAUUGUGCAAGACACAUUGUGUGGUGUUAGGAAAAUGACAUUGAGAGACUCGUUUUUAGAAUAUAGCGAGGUGAUGAGUAUAUGUUACUGGAUUCCAGAUUGGGAUGGAGUCAUUCCUCAACCAGCAAUCUUGAAGCCAAAGCCAUUGUGGACAGGUAAGCAAAUAAUGUCACUUUGUAUUCCUAAGGGUAUCUUUUUACAAAGGCUGGAUGGUUCUUUACUUUCUCCAAAGGAUUCGGGAAUGUUAAUCUUGGAUGGUGAGAUUAUAUUUGGUGUCGUGAAUAAAGCCACUGUUGGUUCUUCCGCGGGUGGUUUGAUUCAUACAACUAUGAGAGAAAAGGGACCGACCGUCUGUGCUAAACUUUUUGGUAACAUACAAAAAGUCGUCAACUACUGGUUACUUCAUAACGGUUUUUCCAUUGGUAUUGGUGAUGCAAUUGCUGAUCCGGAGACAAUGAAGGCCAUUACAGAGACUAUCAAAGAAGCGAAAGAUAAAGUCCAAGGCGUUAUCAGAGAUGCGCAAAAGAAUCUUUUGGAAGCUGAACCCGGUAUGACCUUAAGAGAAUCUUUUGAGCAAAAAGUUUCCAAGAUCUUGAACGAAGCCAGAGAUUCAGCAGGUAAAUCUGCCGAAACAUCCUUGAAAGAUGAUAACAACGUCAAACAGAUGGUGACAGCUGGAUCUAAAGGUUCAUAUAUCAACAUUUCUCAGAUGUCAGCUUGUGUGGGUCAACAAAUCGUCGAAGGUAAACGUAUCAAUUUUGGUUUCGCAGAUCGUUCUUUACCUCAUUUCACUACUGAUGAUUAUUCUGCUGAAUCCAAAGGAUUUGUUGAGAAUUCCUACUUGAGGGGGUUAACUCCACAAGAAUUCUUUUUCCACGCGAUGGCCGGUAGAGAAGGUUUAAUUGAUACUGCAGUCAAAACUGCAGAAACUGGAUAUAUUCAGAGACGUUUGUUGAAGGCUUUAGAAGAUAUUAUGGUUCACUAUGAUGGUACCACCAGGAACUCCUUAGGUGAUGUUAUUCAAUUCAUCUACGGUGAAGAUGGUUUAGAUGCAACUACUGUUGAAAAGCAAACAGUCGACACCAUUCCUGGUUCCAACAGUGCAUUUGAAAGAAAAUACCGUGUUGAUCUAAUGGAUGAAAAGAUGUCUAUUCGGUCUGAUAUGGUAGAAUAUGGUACUGAAAUCUUGGGUGAUAUCAAGUUGCAGAAGAUUUUGGAUGAAGAAUACGAGCAAUUGUUGUCAGAUAGAGAUUACUUGAGGACCAAAGUUUUUCCAAAUGGUGAUAACAAUUGGCCUUUGCCUGUUAACGUGAGAAGAAUUGUUCAAAAUGCUCAACAAAUUUUCCACGUUGAUCGUUAUAAAGCAAGUGACUUGACUAUAUCUGAAAUUGUCAAAACCGUUCAAAAACUUUGUGAAAACUUUACAGUUAUCAGAGGUAAUGGAGGUUGUUUGACGGAGGCCAAAAAGAACUCAACUCUUUUGUUUCAAUGCCUUAUUCGCUCGAAGCUCGCUACAAGAAGAAUUUUGGAAGAGUAUAGACUCAACCGUGAUGCGUUUGAAUGGGUGGUCGGUACAGUUGAGCAACAAUUUGCAAGAUCUCUUGUUAACCCCGGUGAAAUGGUUGGUGUUGUUGCUGCACAAUCAAUUGGUGAGCCUGCAACUCAAAUGACAUUGAACACUUUCCAUUACGCUGGUGUCUCCUCUAAAAACGUUACCUUGGGUGUUCCACGUUUAAAAGAAAUUUUGAAUGUGGCAAAGAACUUCAAAACUCCUGCUUUGACUGUAUAUCUUCAGGAUGAGGUUGCCACCGAUAUCGAAAAGGCCAAGAACAUUCAAUCUGCGAUUGAACACACUUCUUUGAAAAAUGUCACAGCUUGUACUGAGAUUUAUUAUGACCCUGAUCCAAGGACCACAGUUAUCGAAGACGACAUGGAUACUGUUGAUGCAUAUUUUGCAAUUCCAGAUGAGAAGGUUGAGGAAAAUCUGCAUAAGCAAUCACCAUGGCUUCUCAGACUGGAAUUAGACAGAGCUAAGAUGUUGGAUAAACAAUUGAGCAUGCAACAAGUCGCUGCAAAAAUCAUGGAAAACUUUGGUGAUGAUUUGUUUGUUAUCUGGUCUGAAGAUAAUGCAGACAAGCUUGUUAUCAGAUGUAGAAUUGUCAGAGAAGAGAAGGCUUUGGAUGAGGAAGAAGAAGAAACCGAAGAUGGUUUGUUAAAAGCAUUAGAGGCACAAAUGUUAGAAUCCAUCACAUUGAGAGGUGUGAGUGGCAUUUUGAGAGUUUUCAUGAUGAAAUAUGACAAAACCUACAUUGACGAAGAUGGUGAUUUUGCCAAAAAACAAGAAUGGGUUUUGGAAACUGAUGGUAUCAAUUUGUCUGACGUUAUAACAGUUGAUGGUAUUGAUACUACAAGAACAUAUUCAAAUUCUUUCGUGGAAGUCUUGUAUGUUUUUGGUAUUGAGGCAGCAAGAAGUGCUUUAUACAAGGAAAUCUUGAAUGUUAUUGCUUUUGAUGGUUCUUAUGUUAAUUACAGGCAUUUAGCCUUGUUGGUUGAUUUGAUGACAUAUAAGGGACAUUUAAUUGCUAUUUCUAGACAUGGUUUCAACAGGAACGACACUGGAGCCUUGAUGAGAUGUUCUUUCGAAGAGACUGUUGAAAUUUUGUUUGAUGCCGGUGCAUCAGCAGAACUAGAUACAUGUGAUGGUGUCUCCCAAAAUAUUAUUUUGGGUCAAAUGGCACCAUUUGGUACCGGAUCUUUUGAUGUCUUUUUAGACGAAGACAAAUUGUCAAACUUACCUACCGAGCAUUCAGUUGGAACUGCAGCAGCACUAAGUACCAAGGAGACCAAGGGCUCAAUGACAGUAUAUGGUGACGAUAAUUUCAAGGAUGACAUAAUCGAUAUUCCUAUGGCCGCUGAUAACGUUGCUUUCUCUCCAUUGAUAACAUCUGGAUCUAACGAUGACAGAUCAGGAGGGUUUACCGAGUACGGUGGUUCUAUGAGUGCAUACCAACCUACGUCACCAUUCCCUAAUUAUGGUGCUACCUCUCCAAGUUAUGGUCCUACUUCUCCAAGUUACGGCCCUACUUCUCCAAGUUACGGCCCUACUUCUCCAAGUUACAGUCCAACAUCACCUGCAUACUCUCCAACCUCACCUGCGUACUCACCUACUUCACCUGCAUACUCUCCAACCUCACCUGCAUACUCUCCAACCUCACCUGCAUACUCUCCAACCUCACCUGCAUACUCUCCAACCUCACCUGCAUACUCUCCAACUUCUCCAUCUUAUUCCCCAACUUCUCCAUCUUACUCUCCAACUUCUCCAUCUUAUUCUCCAACCUCUCCAUCUUAUUCUCCAACCUCUCCAUCUUAUUCUCCAACCUCUCCAUCUUACUCUCCAACUUCUCCACAAUACUCUCCUACUUCUCCUCAAUACUCUCCUACUUCUCCUCAAUACUCUCCAACGUCUCCGCAAUAUUCUCCUACUUCUCCUCAAUACUCUCCUACUUCUCCUCAAUAUUCUCCUACUUCUCCUCAAUACUCUCCAACUUCUCCACAGUACUCUCCAACUUCUCCACAGUACUCUCCAACUUCUCCACAAUAUUCUCCAACAUCUCCACAGUACUCCCCAACCUCCCCACAAUAUUCGCCAACAUCCCCACAGUACAAUGCAUCAUCUGGUCAAGAUGAUAAAAAAUAA
This is a messenger RNA of Pichia membranifaciens NRRL Y-2026, 5274 nucleotides long. RefSeq lists its product as hypothetical. Gene Ontology annotation, biological process: transcription by RNA polymerase II. The coding region runs from base 1 to 5274 and encodes 1757 amino acids. The transcript has 2 exons. Gene Ontology annotation, cellular component: RNA polymerase II, core complex. The record is from RefSeq and is a predicted model, not a curated record. Lineage: Eukaryota; Fungi; Ascomycota; Pichiomycetes; Pichiales; Pichiaceae. Gene Ontology annotation, molecular function: DNA binding.